Messenger RNA from Cheilinus undulatus (humphead wrasse), 2404 nucleotides. RefSeq names its product pyrroline-5-carboxylate reductase 1a (gene pycr1a). The transcript is spliced from 8 exons. Gene Ontology annotation, molecular function: pyrroline-5-carboxylate reductase activity. Bases 127 to 1092 code for a protein of 321 amino acids. Gene Ontology annotation, biological process: L-proline biosynthetic process. Lineage: Eukaryota; Metazoa; Chordata; Actinopteri; Labriformes; Labridae. The record is from RefSeq and is a predicted model, not a curated record.
UCUCUCACAGGUACAGUCGGGCUCGAGGCAGGUCAGCCACGUUGGCUGGUUGUGUUUUAUAGGGUGUACCGUGGAACCGGAGCUGUCUCGGUUUUUCACCACAAUACUCCUGGGUCUGUUCGCAGAAUGAGUGUGGGUUUCAUAGGUGCGGGUCAGCUGGCCCACGCGCUUGUCAGGGGCUUCACUUCAGCUGGUGUGAUUGCCGCCCACAGAAUCACAGCCAGUUCCCCGGACACAGACCUGCCCACAGUACAGGGGCUGCGGAAAUUGGGCAUUAAUUUCACCACCAGCAACAAAGAGACAGUCAGCAAAAGUGAUGUCCUCUUCUUGGCUGUGAAGCCAAACAUCAUUCCUUUUGUACUGGAUGAGAUUGGACCAGACAUAGAGGAUCGUCACCUGAUAGUUUCCUGCUCUGCAGGUGUCACCAUCAGCUCCAUAGAGAAGAAGCUGCAGCAGUAUCGCCCUGAUCCAAAGGUAAUGCGUUGCAUGACCAACACUCCAGUGGUGGUGCGUGAGGGGGCCACUGUGUACGCCACCGGCAGCUAUGCGGAGGUGGAAGAUGGGAAGCUACUGGAGCAGCUGAUGGCCAGUGUGGGAUACUGCACUGAGGUGGAAGAGGACCUGAUUGAUGCGGUUACAGGCCUCAGUGGCAGUGGCCCUGCUUAUGCGUUUACAGCUGUGGAUGCUCUUGCUGACGGAGGAGUAAAAAUGGGCCUGCCCAGGAGAUUAGCUGUACGCCUUGGAGCCCAGGCACUACUGGGGGCUGCUCGAAUGCUGUUAGACUCAGAGCAACACCCUGGGCAGCUCAAGGACAACGUGUGUUCACCAGGGGGCGCCACCAUCCACGCCCUACACGUCAUGGAGAGCGGCGGCUUCCGCAGCCUCCUGAUCGAUGCCGUGGAAGCGUCCUGUGUUAGGACGAGAGAGCUUCAGUAUGUGGCCAGCCAAGAGAAAAUCUCUCCUGCCGCCAUAAAGAAGACAACUCUGGACAAAGUGUUACAGCAGCCAGGAGUGACUGCAGAAACUGUUGGAGUGAGGUCUCAUGGGAUCAAAAUGUUCAAUUAUAGUAACCCCAGGAUCAACAAGAAGUGAUUGUUUUUUAUUCACAUUUGAUAUAAACUUGUGUGGUGUUCUCUGUCAAAUCAGCAGCAUCAUCAGAUGCAGUAUAAGCUAUAAACAAAAACUUGCAAAUUAUUUUUGAAGGCCAACCUUGUUGGUUGCGCUCUUCAAAUACAUAUUAUGAAUUGUUGAUUUCGUUGACUAAAACAUGAUGUUAGUCGAUUUUCUUUUUUCCAUGUGGAAGACCAGACUAAGACUAGCUAAAAAUAGAUCUUAGAUUACAAAAACUGUGAUGUAAGUAGGUUUAGUUUUUGUCAAGGACACUUAAACAAGACAAAAAUGUUAGUGCUGGACUGUUAGACAGUCAAAAUUCAUGGUAUUUCUCCACUGUGCAUAGAAUUAGGAAAAACUAGUGGUGUGAGGCGAUUAAAAAAUUGAUCUAACUAAUUAUAGGCUUUGUGAUUAAUCGGAUAUGUUGAUCAUUUGAAAAGGAUUGCAUAACUGGUGGAUUUAGAGAUAACUAACAAAACAAUCAGAAAAGGCAUGCAUCUGAGUGGCAUCAAAACUUUCUACUAGCUUUUGAAACAGAAAGAGUGGAGACCAAAGCAGAUUGUCCACUCACUAGUUAAUCUAGGAUGGUGUAAUCUGUGAAUUUUAUCCAAAUUAAGAGCACAGAAUUAUUUUUCGAGUUCCAAUCUAAGUUACAAAGCUACUUUAGCCAGUUGUGUGAUGGCAUCAGAGUGAGUUUGAUCAGCACACAUUUUUAAUAGCAUUUUACCCCCUGUGAUUAAUUAAUAGACAUUAAUAGAAAAUUUUGACAGCACUAGUAAUAACACAGAGUACUUUCUUCAGUGUAUUUUAAAUGCAAUACCGUAUUGAUAGUGCAGUAAUAUGAUUAAUUUUACAGUAUGGUAAAUUAGGUUAAAUAGGCUGAAGAAAUUGUUUUGACUCGAAGUAAAGACUAGACUACAAGGACUUUUUGUUGACUAAAAAUGGACUUAACUUUCAAAAUAAAAUGAAUGUGAUUUGACACCACUUUCCAGUUCAGUUAGUGGGCAAAAACACUGGGUAAUAUUAAUGGGUGACACUGAGUUUAAAAAUCAUGUUUAAAUCAGUUAUUUUGGAUGGUGGCGGUGGAAAAAGUUGGGUUUUAUAAAUAACCGUGCGAUUUACUGUAAGGGAGAGAAGCACGACCCAUGAUUUUCUGGAAGUGGUUUUAUUAAAUUUGUGCAUGUGCUGUUCACUUUCUGUAACAUUCAUCUUAAGCUGUGUUUAUACUGCAACAAAACUGAGGUUAUUUUUCAAGCUCUUUGUUAAAUAAACAUUUUUUACUGUUCCAAUUUUA